AUGACCACCGGCCGCGGCCACCGCGUUUCCCCGGCGGUUGCGGCGGGGCCGCUGGAGGAUGACAACGUCCUCGGCGAGAUCCUCGUCCGCCUCUCCCCGGAGCCAUCGUCCAUCCCGCGGGCGCUUGUCUGCAAGCCGUGGGGUCGCAUCGCCGCCUCCGCGGACUUCCGCCGCCUCUGGCGCGACCGCCACGGGAGACCCCCGGUCGUAGGCGUCUUCGAGAAGCGCAUGACGACUCUGCUCUUCACACCUGGCCUGCAAGCUCCAGAUCGCAUCCCCAGGGAGCGCUUCUCCCUCCAGGUCUGCAGCGAGGCCGCGUGGAACACCUGGUGCGUGCUCGGGGUCCGCCAGGGCCGCGUCCUCAUCAUGAACUGGACGCUGCGUGAGUUCCUCAUCUACAACCCAUUUUCCGGUGAGCGCGACCGCGUGCCAUUCCCACCGGAUCUCUCACUCCCACCGGAUUUCUUCGACGACGCGUACAACGCCAACGGAGCUCUGCUCUGGGACGACGAGCAGCGCCCACUGAAGCUGGUCUUGGUAGCCUGCUCGGGUCGCACCAGAGUUGAGGCCCGUGUGUACUCCUCUGAGACGGGCACAUGGGGAGACAUCAUCUCCAUUCCUGAGCCAUGUCGUCUUACCAGUGUCCCCGCCACCGUGGUCGGCAACCGCCUCUGCUGUUGGCUCAAAAGGCCUGUGAAUAGCAUACUAGAGUUCAAUCUGGAUAGCCAGACCCUAGCUCUCAUCACAAGGCCUCCCCGUGCCAACCUCAAGAGCCGCAACUGCCGGAUCAUCCCAGGAGAGGAUGGCGCUGUUGGCCUCGCCUUAUUCUUGUACCCUGCCAUCGAACUGUGGAACCGCAACGUCAACUCUCAUGGUGUUGCAACAUGGGUGCUUCGCAAGACCGUUAUUCUGGACAGCAUCUUUGAUCUGGCGCCGUCUUCAACGGGGGCAUGGAGGUCAUUAGUUCUCGGGUAUGCCGAGGAUGCUAAUUCCAUUCUUAUAUCGGUGUACAAAGAGAUGUGCAUCCGUGUUUUUACGGUUCAACUUGAGUCAAUGCAGUGCAAGAGAAUUCAUGGACACUUUCUCAAUGAUUUGUAUCAUCCGUUCGCCAGUUUCUAUGCUGCAGGUCCAUCGACGGCACAAAUUCUUGCUCCUGUGAACAACCAUGGGGGUGCUGGUGGGGCACAGCAUAAUGGCUAG
Molecule: messenger RNA, 1200 nt
Organism: Triticum turgidum subsp. durum (durum wheat)
Lineage: Eukaryota; Viridiplantae; Streptophyta; Magnoliopsida; Poales; Poaceae
Source: the annotation of a GenBank genome assembly